UGAUUUGAUUUUCUGAUUUGUUGAUACUUGAUUCACCGGGUUUUGGAGCAGACCACAAAGCCUAAUCCUUGAUCUCCCCCCACUCUCUCCCCUCCUUCUCCCGGCCCCACCCCGGCCGUAAAAAAAAAAUUCACAGAGAAUGAACUGCAUGCCCGAUGAUAAUAGGCUUGUCCCUCUUUAAAAAACAAAAAAGGUCGCAAUUGGGGAGGGAAAUGAGGACAAAAGAGGUCUCUUAGGAAUGUUGAUUAGAAGGGGGAAACGUUUUCAAGUUGCCCUCAUACAGAUCGUGUCCUCCGUGUUAGUUCACACUUGUGGCACCAGGCUUUAUUAAAGCCGAGCUUGCAAAACCUUGGCUUCGGAGACCUGCUCCUGGGCCCCUCCCCCAGGCCGCUUCUUGACAUCUUUGAUGUCCAAAUUAUGCGCUGAGUUCUAGGCUGGAAAGAAGGCUGGAAUUCCACUUUAGAUAGACAAUGGCCUUGGAAGACAUCGAUUUCCCCACCUCCACGCUUUUUCUGUUCAGUUGCAUUUCUUCUUCCUCUCUCUGUCCAAAACAUACGCACCUCAAUCUGUUAUUUCCUUUGCCAAGAAUGUUGUUCUUUGCACCCACAGUCCCUCAUUCUCCUAAACUCCUCUGGGGGACCCUUUCAGGUGCUUCACCUGAGCAGGCUACCCCUCUCCCAUCACCUGUACACCCUCCAGCCUCUGCUCCAUUCUAGUAGAUGUGACAGAUAUUUGUUGAGCCCCUGCCUGGUGUCAGGAGCUGUGCUAGAUCCCGCUGUUGCUGACUUUUAUAAUCCCGCACUGGUCCCCCCUACCCCUAGAUGUGGGCUCUUGGGGAACAGGAGUGGCGUGUUUGAGGAAUGCUAAUACCCCCCUAGACCCUUAUGCUCCCUGCCCAUGCAUCUCAGGGUGACAGUGUCUUCUACUGUGGGAACCCCUCAGAGCUAGGACAGGGGCAAAAUCUGUCUUACCACAGCCAUGGAGUAUAGGGUCUGGGCUGUAUUGGGCAUUUAAAAAAAAUAGCUGAUUUUCAUUACCAAUCUGAGCACUAGUCUUUCUGUUUUUUAAAUAAAUGUCUUAUUUUGGAGUAACUUUAGAGUUACAUACAAGUUGCAGAGAUAGCACACAGUCCCAGUAUGCCCCACACCCAGUGUUCCCCAUUUGUUACCAUCCUGCAUUGCUGUGGUACGUUUGCCAACAUUAAAAAUUGAUAUAGGUACAUUCUUUUAACUAACUCCAGACGUUUGCUUCUCAGUUUUGAGGUACUAAAAUUUAUGAAACUCUCUAUGUUGAGAGCACUGUUCCUAUAUUGUCUGUCUUUAAUCCCUGCUUGUCUUCACUAAGUUCCACAAGGACCCUGUGUCAAGGGACAGGGUUGGGAGUGGAGAGGGCAAGGGGCUACCAUGUAGUCUGAAUGUAUUUUUCUCCCUGGAAGAAUGAUGAAUGGAAAAUAGUGUAGAAUAUGAAGAAGCAUAGAAGUCCUCCUGCUUUGAAAUCAUUCUCUGACACUCUUCAUUUGAGAUUCAUUUGGUUUUAAGUUUUUAGAAAAGUAGUUAUAUCUGCUAAUCAACAAAACCUCUAGGGAGUGGGAAUUUUGACAGGUGAUUUUAGGGGAGGUUGGAGAAUGUUCUCAACAGCCAAGUCAUUGGCGGGCUGAGGGUUCUGGGGAGGGCAGUGUGAGUUCGAUUUGGCCCGUUGGGCGACACUGCUCCUGUGAUAGACACAGGGGCACCACUGAAAACCUGUCUGCUGGUGAUAGUACAAUGGAAAUCCUGGAGCCAACCCACUAUCAUCCACACCCCAGGAAGGGGUUGAAGAGCCCCCCACUCCUGCCGCCCCAUUUUUCAGCAAGACCUCUGGCACCUGCAGAGCCUCAGAACCAGGACCAGGAUUCCCAGUGGGGUUUGUUGCGACGUUUUUCUCUCGUCCCAGCUGUGUGGACAGUGCCACACACCCUCCGCACAACGACGGCUCUUGCUUGCGUGCUCCAGUGUUUCUUUUGUCAGAGAGCCCAGCAGAGCUGCAGUGCUUCCACUGCCGGCCCUGAGCUGAGCGAGGAGUGCCCUGCAGAGAUGGUGAAGAUGACAAAAUCCAAAACAUUCCAAGCUUAUCUGCCAAACUGCCACCGAACCUACAGCUGUGUCCACUGCAGAGCCCACCUGGCCAAUCACGAUGAGCUGAUCUCCAAGUCCUUUCAGGGAAGUCAGGGACGAGCCUACCUCUUCAAUUCUGUGGUGAACGUGGGCUGUGGCCCUGCAGAGGAAAGAGUCCUCCUCACUGGCUUACACGCUGUCGCAGACAUCUACUGCGAGAACUGCAAGACCACGCUCGGGUGGAAAUAUGAGCAUGCCUUUGAGAGCAGUCAGAAAUAUAAGGAAGGAAAAUUUAUUAUUGAGCUUGCCCACAUGAUCAAAGACAAUGGUUGGGAGUAAAGUGAAAACUGUCCGUUCUCGCUUGAAUACUGUUUUGUGAGAGAGACCGUAAAUGUCGUGGAAACCUGGGAGCAUCCUGGAUGACAGUAUUUCUUCAACUUGAAGCUUGCAGGCCGGCCUCUCCCGGCCAUUCCCAGGGGUAAGGUGUCCCUCCAGUCUAUGUCCUGUUCCUGUACAUGGUUGUUUCUGGAAAUUUUCAGUCACCUUUUCUAACUUGUCAAGUUCUAGAGAAAGAAUUAACCAGUUGAUGACUUCUCUGUCUAGUGAAGACCUUCUUUUAACCUUUGCCUUUAAGAUGGAGUUUGUGCUCUUUUCUGUUUGAUGGAAAACCAAACCGAAUCUCUGCAGACCCCACAGACAGGGUCUCCUCAGAGAGCAAGGCCACCCCUCUUGUUUAGAGGGAAGGUUUUGUAGCCCACUUUUUUCCUAAUUCUCGAAGCUGCAAACUGGUUAUUUUGCAGUAAGAGUAACAGCUCUUACUCAUGAGCUGUUAAGGCAUACUGCUCAUUAACUUCCAGAAGCAGUCAACAAAUCUAUACACCCAGGGUGUUUUUUUUAGCCUUGUUCAAAAACAGAGGACACCAACAUUUUAGAUAAGCUAUAAAUAGAGAAAUGUCGAAUGGAACAUGUUUACUUAAGCCAACAGCUUCCUUAUCUAGAAGGCAAGUGAACUAGUCACGAGCAGACUGUUCCAGGCCUGUGGGCGCACUGUGCUCGGGGCUGCAGGCCCGCAGGGGGCUUCCGUGUCAGUCAGUCACUGAGCGGCCAGGCCUGGAGUUAGAGUUUAAUGCACUGGACUGAGUAAAACCAGGUUUCCUUUUGUACUCCAGUGUACUUGAAGAAAGAGAAUUAUUUUUGCAUAUGAAAGAGGCCAGAACUAACAGGAGAAACUGCCAAGCUUGAGAUUUGCUAGUUUUAAAAUGUUUUCAGAAAAGGUUCAAGUUGCAAGACAGGUUUAAACUUGGUAAAUGAAGAUGUUUGGUUUGCUCAAAGGGUCACCGUGCCCUGCCUGGCUGUCCCGUGGGCUGACACAGAAGGGACCUGGAGUCCCCUAAGUCCUGGGUUUCUGCCACGUAGUUUAAGUUCCAGUCUACCCGGCCUUGGCAGGGAGUGGGCACUGUGCAGGCGUUUUGGCCGAUUUGCAGAGAGUGGAGUUUUGGUUUUCAGUGUCCUGACCUCACGCCAACUGGAGGGCCCGGCUUGCUGCUCCAGGCGUCUGGGAUGGCCUUCGGUGUGGUCACCAUGGCGGGACACUCUUGGGACCCCAGCGCCGAAGGUAGGGAGAGGGCCCAGGGUUGGCAGAGAGAGGAGAGCAGCGCACCCAGACGUUUCCCAGCCUGACAGGGCUCUGAAACCAUCUUCAGAUGAGGUUAGUCCAGUGGUAACCAGUGCAAGGCAGCUGGGGACAGUGAGGGAAGGGCUUCCGGCUCUAGAAGGCCCCUUCCUGACUCCAGAGCCCGUGGCCGGGCAGGCACUGGGGGCCGCCCACUGGGUCUGGUUCAGCUGCCCACCUGGAGCUUCUCUUUUGGCCCCAUCUCUGCCUAAGGCUCGAAGCCUCGGAACACAGGAAAUGCCGCUGCCCUGGGCUGGUGGCCGCAGAUUUAGGCUGUCCUGGCGCAUUCCUGGGUCUCUGAGUUUGUGCUCAGCUGUGCAGCCCACACUCCCAGGGCCCAGAGUCACUCACACCUGGUGCUCUUGCAUGUGUCCGAAACCCGAAGACGCCCCCCUUGUGAGCCAGCAUGUGGGGCAGCACAGUCCACAGCUUGAGUCUCUCGUGAAAACCUGGAAGGGACUGAGACACCGUCCUUGAGGAGUGAGCACGAAUCAGCGAAAACUUGGCCUAACCCGACGUUUCCCUCCUCAUCUGGGCUCCUCCAGGAGCCUCAGCGCUAAGUCGGAGGCUCAGGAGGAGCAGGGAGGGGGCCGGGCCGCUCCAUGCUUCUCCACGGGUCUUCACUUAACCUGCAGAAUCUUCUAAGAUCCUUCCGACCGAUUUUGUAUAUACUACACUUCUGUUUAAAGCUUUUCUAUGUUCUGGGCAAGUUGACUGACUGCUCCUUUGAUUUGAGCACUUUGAUUUUUGUAUGUCUUCUGUGAUGGCACUGAAACAUUUACCAGUGGUCUUACGACUUAUUUUGUAUUUUUUUUUUUGUAAUUGAUACCAACGAAAACUUUUACCGCUUUUAUUCGUCUUCUGCAAAAUCCAAGCUCCUUUUGAAACCAAAUGAACUGACCGUGAGCUGGCUUCAGGGAAAGAUAUUCAUGAGACCACAACCAGAUGUGCUGGUACAGUGCUGGAAUGUUUCACCCUCUUAAAUUCCUAAACACUAAAUAUCAUCCCAUGACUUUUAUUUAAAUUAUUUAAAACAUUUUUACCUUGAGAAGAGGGGGCAGUGAUGCCAGAAUUAUGAGUGCCUUUAACAUAAACUGCAGUGUCCUCUGGCAAAGUACAUUUGCCUUAGAAAUGUGGUUUAGUUUUGUUGCCGUUUUAUAUAUACAUAUAUAUAGUAUUUUUAUACCUUAA
This is a messenger RNA of Diceros bicornis minor, 4956 nucleotides long. RefSeq names its product yippee like 1 (gene YPEL1). The record is from RefSeq and is a predicted model, not a curated record. Bases 1764 to 2432 code for a protein of 222 amino acids. Lineage: Eukaryota; Metazoa; Chordata; Mammalia; Perissodactyla; Rhinocerotidae. The transcript is spliced from 5 exons.